AUGGCGGGCGCACCAGGCCCAAUUCGAAGAGCAUGGUACCAAUGGAAGAUGAAGCGCUUUCCAUGGCGCAAGAAGUGGCUUGUGGGCUUCGAUCUCCAGGGCAACACCUUCUGGGAGUUCAAGGACGCACUGCACGCACUGCGCAACCGGAGAAUAGCAAAAUACAGCCGUAGCACACAUUAUGGCGACGUGCAGAUAUCGCCGUCAUGGAUGCAAUGGCUGCGGCAUACGCGCUACGAACCGCCCACUGUCGCCGAACAACACCAGGACAUGAUGAGGAUAGAGCGCAUGAAGCAGCUUGCCGCGCAAGCGGAUGCGAGAUGGGCAGAAAAGCCCUCAGCGCUGGAUGCGCCGGAUAAGCAACAACCUGUGCAGAUGCUGCAGUCGAGAGACCCGGACAGCGGCGUCACGCAGAUGAAUGCCGCCCAAGAGGUAAGGGACACCAUAGAACCGCCUCGCCCACUCGAACAGGAAGCUGCAAGACCAGCGCCAGUAGAGCCCGAGCAUUCUGCAGAGCCUCAGCAGAUGCCACGCGACCCACCAGCACCGGCCGCCCAAGACGACACGCCUGCCUUUACAGCGAAGAAGAAAAUGAAGAAGGAACCCAAGGACUCGCCAUGGAAGCACGCGGUUCAGAAACUCCUCCUCAUGGUACUGAAGGAAUGGAUUGGUGCGCAGCGUGUCGUGGUAGGCAAUGAUGGUAGGUUAGAUUAUACCUUGUCCUACAGCAACCCCGACAACCCUAGCCUCCUUUUCACCAUCCCCAAAGCCCUUCUCAAAGAUUAUAUCCGCGAAAGAGUUCAUGCCUGGUCAACAGACACCAAGGAAUUUGACGACCCACAAACCUUCUACCUAAGCCAUCUCCUGAUAUCCUUGAAAAUGCCAGACAACCGUCUAGCCUCCUAUGACCUAUCCUCGCACCCUCUCAACCCCAUAUCACGGGAUCCCAACCUCACACUCUCAACAACAUUCCCCAUCAAUAACAAUCACAAGCUCCGAAACAUACUUUUCCCUUGCCUACCUCCUACUCACGGCUUCGAAAAGAUAAAACUAGACUUCACAGCUGAACAGUACUUUGCGCUCUUCGACGUGCAGGUACCGCCAUUCCACUACCGCGACGACACAGUCACAGGCGACAACCUCUACCGCGACGACCACUGCCACUCCGCUGGCCUCCUCCUCGCACACACGCAUGCCCUCGAGCUGCGUUCCGGCUCAGCCUACAAGUCCAGCAACCCCUGGUACAACGUCACGGAGCCCGCAUGGUGCGCCCCAAAUCCAGCUUGGUCCUACGUCGAGGCUAGACUCCGCCCUCAUGUCUGCGAUAGCGGCAUGGUUGUCGACUGGAUACUCGAGUAUGCGUGGUAUGCUGGGUACCUUCAACGUAUACGGGAUAUCAAGUUGAGCGGGGAUGUGCAGGGAUGGGUCAAGGAGAAGUGGUAUGAUAUUUUUCGACGGCACGCUGAUUACGUUGAAGCGCAUCCGGGAGAGCAUGUUGGUAUUUUCGCUGUACAUAGGCCUGAUCCUAUAGAGUUGGAGAUGAUUGGUAUGACUGAUGAUGGCGGGGAGGAUAAGGAGGACGAGGAGGACGAGGCAUGGAUGCCGAGAAAUCACUAUCCGCCGCCAUGUACAUGUGAGGUGGGUUGCUGGCGUCUGCAAAAUGGCAAGAUCGAGGAAGAGAUAAAGGCGAAGACUUGGGAAGAUUUUGAGCAGUAUGAGACGGAGGUGGUGUGUGACUGGAUGGUUGGUGUUGAGCUGGGACCUGUUGUGGACUGA
Molecule: messenger RNA, 1776 nt
Organism: Alternaria burnsii
Lineage: Eukaryota; Fungi; Ascomycota; Dothideomycetes; Pleosporales; Pleosporaceae
Exons: 4
Coding region: 1-1776 (591 amino acids)
Biological process (GO): mitochondrial respiratory chain complex I assembly
Cellular component (GO): membrane
Source: RefSeq, a predicted model, not a curated record